This is a messenger RNA of Condylura cristata (star-nosed mole), 1500 nucleotides long. It is a transcript of the gene MAK16, whose product is annotated as MAK16 homolog (S. cerevisiae). The coding region runs from base 81 to 968 and encodes 295 amino acids. Gene Ontology annotation, cellular component: nucleolus; preribosome, large subunit precursor. Gene Ontology annotation, biological process: maturation of 5.8S rRNA; maturation of LSU-rRNA. The record is from RefSeq and is a predicted model, not a curated record. Lineage: Eukaryota; Metazoa; Chordata; Mammalia; Eulipotyphla; Talpidae. The transcript has 10 exons.
ACUAGGCCUCCCGGAAGUGAUUUCUCGGAAGGAGCAUGGCCGCUGCGUUCAUCUGAGUUCUGCUCGCCCCCCAGCACACCAUGCAGUCAGAUGAUGUAAUCUGGGAUACAUUAGGAAACAAGCAAUUUUGUUCCUUCAAAAUAAGAACCAAGACCCAGGGCUUUUGCAGAAAUGAAUACAAUCUGACUGGAUUAUGUAAUCGGUCAUCCUGUCCCCUAGCUAACAGCCAGUAUGCUACUAUCAAAGAAGAGAAAGGACAGUGCUACCUAUAUAUGAAGGUUAUAGAACGAGCAGCUUUUCCUAGGCGUCUCUGGGAACGGGUCCGGCUUAAUAAAAAUUAUGAGAAAGCACUGGAGCAAAUAGAUGAAAAUCUGAUUUACUGGCCCCGUUUCAUUCGACACAAAUGUAAACAGAGAUUCACCAAGAUUACACAGUACUUAAUUCGAAUUCGCAAACUUACACUAAAGCGACAGAAGAAACUUGUUCCUUUGAGUAAGAAAGUAGAGCGGAGGGAAAAAAGAAGAGAGGAAAAGGCAUUAAUAGCUGCUCAGCUGGACAAUGCCAUUGAAAAGGAAUUGCUGGAGAGAUUGAAACAAGAUACGUACGGUGACAUCUACAACUUCCCCAUUCAUGCCUUUGACAAGGCCCUGGAACAGCAAGAUGCAGAAAGUGACUCCUCAGAUGAUGAGGAAAAAGAUGAUGAAGAUGAUGAAGAUAUGGGAAAAAGAGAGUUUGUGGAAGAUGAUGAAAUGGAUGAGAGUGACAUAAGUGAUUUUGAGGAUAUGGACAAACUGGAUGUCAGCAGUGAUGACGAUCAGGAUGAUAAAUCCUAUGAAGAGGAGAAGGCCCUUACUGCCAAACACAAAGGCAAAACACCCUUGAAAGGCCCUUCACAAAGAAAACGUGCCUACGUAGAGAUAGAAUAUGAACAAGAGACUGAGCCAGUGGCCAAGGCCAAAACUACGUGAUUUCCUUUUAGACAUUUAUAAACAGGACUGAACAUUUUGAACAGCUUCUUUCAUUUGUCUUACAUACACACCUCCAGUUUUUGCUCUGUUUGUAUUUAACACAAUAUUUGUGGGAUUUUUUUUUUUUUUUUUUAAUAUUUAUGCUACUUAUAGGGCAAGAAAUCCGGGAGUGGAAGAAAGAACUUUGUUUUGAACAGAGUAUUUUUAUAACAUUGGCAUAUGUAUUAAAAGUUAACAGCUUAAAAAAAAAAAAAAGUUAACAGCUUAAGCCCAACAAGUUUAACAGAUGAAUUUGUGGGUGUAAAUAUUUUUAAACUUUAAAUGCUACUCAAUAUGUUUCCUUGCUGUAUGCCCCCCAACUAUAUUUAGAAAUGUUCAGACUUCUCCUUUUCCUACUAAAAUAAAUAAAAGAAUAAAAGGAGGAAAAGGAUCUUCAAAGUUAUAGUGGUUAGUGUAAAAAUACCUCUUUCCUUAAAUAAUUCCAUUUAUACAAUUGGAAUGGAAAAGUCUUUUCCUCUUUAGGGAAGUGGUA